This is a messenger RNA of Penicillium chermesinum, 1509 nucleotides long. RefSeq names its product F-box domain protein. NCBI's taxonomy places the organism in Eukaryota, Fungi, Ascomycota, Eurotiomycetes, Eurotiales, Aspergillaceae. The record is from RefSeq and is a predicted model, not a curated record. The transcript has 5 exons. Gene Ontology annotation, molecular function: protein binding. Bases 1 to 1509 code for a protein of 502 amino acids.
AUGACGACCUCCCGCAAUGAACCCGAGCUGGUGCAUGGGAAUGUCGAGUGUGUCGAGGAUGUCGAGAAUGUCGAGUAUGGCUGCGGGGCGAGCGAGUCGGAGCUGUCAUCUCCGCCCCGCUCGCCGGGCCACGAUCUCACCAAACGCCUGCCACGCCCCGUGCUGGCGCACAUCUUCGCCGCCGUCUGUCCCCAUGCGACCGACUACUCGUACGUCACCUCGGAGGAGUCCAUGAGCGAUGGCUGCAUGCUAUGUGACAUGCGCGACUUGGCCCACUGCGCCCUGGUGUGCAAGCGCUGGUUCCUAGAGGCACGCGCGCUGCUGUACGCCAAUAUCCGGAUCGACCCGGUCCACUACUGCGAACUCGAAUUCGAAUUGGCCGCCAAGCGCAAACGCCGCUCCUUCUUUGACCGCAAUGGCGACCCCAUCGAUGCUCCGCAGGUCCGACUCGAGCUUCUGAUGCGGUCAGUCCGGGAGUCGCAAGGCCUGGCGAACAUGGUCUUGUCGCUGCGGAUGCCCUAUAUGACCCGGGAGGCGAACAAGGCCAACAUCGCUCGCACGAUCUCCGUGCUGCCCCAUCUUCGCUAUGUGGAUCUGCCCUCCGGAUUAUUCGCCGACGAGUCGUCAUGUCUCGCCUUGAAACAGGAACUCAUGGUGCGGUGUCCAGAUCUUCGGCGAAUGAGCUACCAUCACGGCGCUGAAGGCAGCUUUGCGCGCCUCCCGGGGGGGGGGACGCUGCGCAAUGGUCUGGCCGCUUUCCCGCGGCUGCGCGACUUAACGCUCAGUGAAAUCCCCUGGCUGGAUGAUACGGUCUUUGCCGUGGACUCCCCACUACCGCCGUUCCCCGCUGUGGCACAGCUCACUAUUCAAGGUACCCCCAAUGUGACGGCAAGCGGGCUUGCCGCGCUUUUAACUUCACCUUCGGUCCGCUCCACUCUCCGUUCUUUAACUCUCACUUCGACCGGGGUUCACCCGUCCACCCUUCACACUAUCCUGGCCGUAGCUCCCCGGCUGCGGAGCCUCUCCAUUGUCCAAGAGGUCUCACGCUCAUUCCCGGCGGAAGCGGUUCCACCGUUAGCAUCGAGCUCAUUGCGUCUUCUUCACUAUGAAAUCACCUCGGGGACAGAAAUGCCCGGGCUGCCACCCGCCGCUAAAUCAUACUACAUCUACCUGAUCUCAUCCCUCAUGUCGCGAGCCUUACCCGCGCUUCGUGACCUCUACGUCCGAGACGCGCAGUUCCCCGAUACCCUCAAGGGCUUAGACGAGCUGGAAUGGAACUUCACGCCGUACGAACCCGAGGCCGCCCGGGGAGGGUCCAAUGGCACCAAGACGCGGCCGGUCAGCUUCCAAGAAGCGCAGCUCGGCCGGUCUUGGGGCGGCGAUGCCCGGAAAAGCGUGCUGGUGGGCAACGGCUUUGGUGGAUUCCUCGCCGUCCCAGAAGAUGAAGGUGGCAGACCCAAGAGCAGCAGUGGAUAUAAACGGGCGAGCCGGCAAGACCUCUGGCGCUGA